AUGAGCUCCAGCCCCGAGGAUGGCGAGCAGAAGAAACGCAGCCAGGCCAUUGACCGCAAGCUCGAGGAGGACUCGCGCCGCCUGCGCCGCGAGUGCAAGAUCCUGCUGCUGGGCUCCGGCGAAAGCGGCAAGUCGACCAUCGUCAAGCAGAUGAAGAUCAUCCACCAGAACGGCUACACACAGGAGGAGCUCGCCAUGUACCGUCUGACCAUCUACAAGAACGUCAUCGACUGCGCAAAGGCCCUCAUCGGCGCCAUGCGCCAGUUCGAGAUCGAACCCGAAAUCCCCGGCAACGACGAGUACUGCAACUACCUCGUCGAGUACACUGUCGACCCGGACCCCGAAAAGCCGCUGGACGUGCGAGUCGGCCAGGCCAUCACCUCGCUGUGGCGCGACGGAUGCAUAGGCAAGGUCCUCGAGCACUCGAGCGAGUUCUACCUGAUGGACUCGGCACCCUACUUCUUCGAAGAGGUCGAGCGGAUAUCAGAUCCCAACUACAUCCCCAUCGAGUCCGACGUCCUGCGCGCUCGAACCAAGACCACUGGUAUCUACGAGACAAGAUUCACCAUGGGCCAAUUAAGCAUCCACAUGUUCGAUGUCGGAGGGCAAAGAAGCGAGCGCAAGAAAUGGAUACAUUGUUUCGAGAACGUCACAUCCAUCAUCUUCUGCGUGGCAUUGAGCGAGUACGACCAGGUGUUGUUGGAAGAGAGCUCUCAGAACCGUAUGAUGGAAAGUCUAGUCCUCUUUGACUCGGUUGUAAAUAGCCGGUGGUUCAUGCGGACAUCGAUCAUCCUCUUCCUCAACAAGGUCGACUUGUUCAAAGCAAAGCUUGCCAGAUCGCCGCUGGGCAAUUACUUCCCCGAUUACUCGGGAGGUAACGAUGUCAACCGUGCAGCCAAGUAUUUGCUCUGGCGGUUCAACCAAGUCAAUCGCGCUCACCUCAACUUAUAUCCUCAUCUCACCCAAGCCACCGACACCUCCAACAUCCGACUCGUCUUCGCCGCCGUCAAAGAAACAAUACUGCAGAACGCGCUGAAAGACUCCGGCAUAUUAUAG
This is a messenger RNA of Boeremia exigua, 1056 nucleotides long. RefSeq names its product guanine nucleotide binding protein, alpha subunit. Gene Ontology annotation, molecular function: G protein-coupled receptor binding; GTPase activity; G-protein beta/gamma-subunit complex binding. NCBI's taxonomy places the organism in Eukaryota, Fungi, Ascomycota, Dothideomycetes, Pleosporales, Didymellaceae. The coding region runs from base 1 to 1056 and encodes 351 amino acids. Gene Ontology annotation, biological process: adenylate cyclase-activating G protein-coupled receptor signaling pathway. The transcript has 6 exons. Gene Ontology annotation, cellular component: heterotrimeric G-protein complex. The record is from RefSeq and is a predicted model, not a curated record.